AUCCCUUUUGCUUCCACAAAACGCCUCUACUCCGCUACGCUAUGGCUACUACCUGACAACGAUCAAGCCAUCGUCAGGAUAGCUCCAGGGGAGAGUCCCUCUCACGUUAGGUUGUUCCCUUCCCCUGAAUUCCUAACCAUUUUCUAUCAUAGAAAUCACAUAUUUUUAACACCACCAUCUCCCUCCUGGCCUGUGAGGCGAGCACGUUUGUUUAAUCGUCGUUGCCUCGCGCGUGGGCGCCGAAGCUUCGAUCUGCAUCCGAUCGGAUCAGAAUCAUCACCUGCUCAUCCGGUGGUUGUGUUUCUGUCUGUCCACCCUGCUGCUGCUGCCUCGUUUGACCUACCGUUUCUUUAAUCUGGCGCCAGCAGCAUACGUGCUAUAGUGUGCUGCCAUUGGAUGGCCACGUUGUCCAUGAACUGGUCAAGAGGAGGACGAAGAGAAAUAGAAAAAGGAGAAGCGAAUCAUUCAACAGCUCGGUACACGAAUGGUUGUUGCCGUGUUGCGUUAGGCUUUUGUGAGCUGGUGAGGAGGUUGUCCUCGAUGACAAGCUAGGUGUGAAGGACGAUGGUUUCUUGAUCGGGACGGCCGGGCAUCCAUGGAAGGUUCUUGCGGCGGUGGCGGCGGCGGCGGCGCCGGGCAGAUGGCGGCGUGGCAGGGGAGGGUCGGGGCGACCAACAUCGGGAGGCUGCGGCAUGGGAAGACGUCGUCGUCGUCGGCGGCGGCGGUGGCGGCGAGGGGCGGCGGCGUGACGGCGUGGCACCUGAGGGUGUUCGCCGGCGUGGUGGGAGUGAUGGGGUGCCUCCUGCUGGUGGCGUCCCUGAUGAUGUCCGCCGUCCACCAGGUGCAGUUCAGGAACGCAGCCAUUUCCAGGAGCUUCAGGGGCCUUCAGGAACUGAAGCAAAAUUCUGUAAGGACGGAGAAAGCAGAGCAGAUAAUGCACCCAAGGCUUCUGCAAAUGGCAACUUCAGUUGUCACAAAGAACGAGUCUGACAGUGACAGUGUAAAAUUUUCACUAUGGGAAGAGCCCUACAAACAAGCACGUAAAUGGAAGCCCUGUGCUGCAAAGCAUAGUUUACCUGAUGAAGUGCCUGAAGAGAACAACAAUGGGUUCAUUCUGAUCAGCGCGAAUGGUGGUCUGAACCAACAGCGUGUGGCUGUGUGUAAUGCUGUUGUUGUUGCAGCUCUGCUUAAUGCUACACUAGUCCUCCCCAGGUUUCUUUACAGCAGCGUUUGGAAGGACACAAGCCAGUUCGGUGACAUAUAUCAGGAGGACUACUUUGUGAACUACAUGAAGAGCGAUGUGCACAUUGUGAAAGAUUUGCCUCCCCAUCUUCAGUCACUGGAUCUCGAAGCAAUCGGCAGCCAAAUCACAGACAUGGACAUCUCGAAAGAAGCUGCGCCAUCUGAAUUCAUCAAAGCUGUGCUCCCAAUUCUCCAGCAGAAUGGCGUUGUCCAUUUCCUCGGAUUCGGCAACCGGCUCGGCUUCGAUUCGGUGCCCGUUCAUCUGCAGAGGCUGCGAUGCAGGUGCAACUUCCACGCGCUCAAGUUCGUCCCGGAGAUCCAGCGGGCGGGCUCCCUGCUGGUCCAGCGGCUGCGCCGCGCCGGCGCGAUGCGGACGGAGAUGGACAAGCAGCUGUUCGGGAGCAACAUGCUCGACGUCCCCGCCCUCCUCGCCGGCGGCGAGCCGAGCAGGUACCUGGCGCUGCACAUGAGGUUCGAGGAGGACAUGGUGGCGUACUCGCUCUGCGACUUCGGCGGCGGCGACGCGGAGAGGGAGGAGCUGCAGGCGUACAGGGAGACCCACUUCCCGACGCUCGCCAUGCGCCUCCGGAACACGUCGGUGUCGCCGGAGGAGCAGCGCAGCCUGGGGCGGUGCCCGCUGACGCCGGAGGAAGCCGGGCUCGUGCUCACCGCGCUCGGCUACGACCGCGGGACGUUCAUCUACGUCGCCGGGUCACAGAUAUACGGCGGCGCCGCGCGGCUCCGCCCACUGACGCGCCUCUUCCCCAACCUGGUCACCAAGGAGGACGUCCUCUCCUCCGCCGAGCUAGCCCCAUUCAAGAACUUCUCCUCCCGGCUCGCGGCGCUGGACUUCAUCGCGUGCGCCUCGGCGGACGUGUUCGCGGUGACGGACUCCGGCAGCCAGCUGUCGUCGCUGGUGUCCGGGUACCGGGUGUACCACGGCAGGGGGAGGGCGCCGACGCUGCACCCGAACCGGAAGCGAUACGCGCAGAUCCUGGGCGAGGAGGAGGGGAUCGGGUGGGGCGGAUUCGAGAGGAGGGUGAGGAACAUGGUGGAGGAGUACAAGCGGGUCAGCGCGCGGCCGCGGGGGCGGAGCGUGUACCGGCAGCCGAGGACGCCCGGGUGCAUGUGCAGGGCAGCCGGCGACGGCAGCGUCGACUUCUGAUGACGGCGCCGCCCGCCGGCGAGUUCUCCGCGUCUCGAUCGAAAUUCUUUUGUGCAUAGCUCGGUUUCUAAUUUUCUAUAGGUUUUUCGGGUCGUUUUAACCUUUUAAUAGCUCUAGGAUACACGGCAGGUUUAAAUGAUCAAAUUUUGAAUUUUUUUUACAGGCUGUUUUUAGAUUGUAACAAACAGAUUUGAAAAAGGUGCAAUUCAAAAUUAUGUGUCUGAAA
This is a messenger RNA of Oryza sativa Japonica Group (Japanese rice), 2633 nucleotides long. Its product is annotated as O-fucosyltransferase 8. The record is from RefSeq and is a predicted model, not a curated record. NCBI's taxonomy places the organism in Eukaryota, Viridiplantae, Streptophyta, Magnoliopsida, Poales, Poaceae.